AUGAAGAUUGUGACAGGCGAUGAGUCUGGGCUUUUAAAAGUUACCACAAUCAAGCAACAGGCUAUUGUGCCUAUGCCAAAUAAAAAACUGAAAUCCAGCAUUUGUCGAGGGAAAUCUACCCCAUCUUCAAUUGAUUCCGAUGCUGAAGUAAAGAAGGAUGAAAUCCCACUCGUUAAAACUCGAGUUUUUGGAACAGUGGAUCGCAGUCGAAGCAUUCAAUUUCUUGCACAGAGUACUUUGGAUCCUAAUGUAGUUGUUAUUGCCAGAGUUUCAGGAAUUAUUGAGUGCGUCUCGAUUGAAACUGGAUCGAUUUUGAAGCGACAUACUUGCUUUCACCCUGCUCUAGAUGCAUCGAAACAAAAUGAACAAGCGCCUAGACUUUCGAUUGCUAAAAUCAGGAAACGACCCGAGCAUUUCAUUGGCCUUCAUGAGCACAAUGGAACAAUUAUAGCAUGCACCAAUACUGGUAAAAUAUUUUAUUUACAGCACAAGGACGACGAGGUUCAAAACAAGGAGCUUCCACAUGCUACUGCCUCGUUAGGAAUGGAUUGUCUAUCUAAAAUGAGAGUGCAUCCGCAUUUUCCACAUAUUUUUGCUACUGGUGGCGAAGAGCGAGAUCUGUGCGUGUGGGAUAUCAACAGUCUAUUUAAGCCAGCAGAGAUGAAUUCUGAAGAUCACGAUAAAACAGGAUGCAGUAUUCCAGAAAAGAAAUUGAAAAAGAAACGACAGGAGAAUGCAGAAACUCAGCCGUCAAUUGAUCCAAAUGAAUGUGAAAACAAUACUCUUCCAGUACUUGAACCAAUAUGGAUGGCCAAGAAUGUAAAGCACGACUUUCUGGAUAUGCGUGUUCCAGUAUGGAUAACUGAAAUCCAAUGGAUUGGAAAAGAUUCUCCUACACGGCUUGUUACUGGUACAGGACAUCAUCAAGUUCGAAUAUAUGACACAAAACUGCAACGACGACCCAUACUAGAUGUAAAUGUCGGCGAGCAUCCCAUUAAAAACAUAGCCAUAGGUUCUGAUGAACUCGAUAUCAUCUGUGCAGACACAACAGGUCAAAUGACAGUUAUUCAUGGCAAGUCAGGAGUGGUUUCAGGCAAAUUUUUGGGUAUUGCUGGAGCAGUAACGCAGGUGGUUUGCUGUGUAGACAAUGACACUGUUGUAACGAUUGGAAUUGAUCGUAAAUUGCGGUUGUUUGAACGAUCUGGUAAACGUCGAAUUACAAAAGAAGUAUAUUUGAAGCAACGUUUAACGGCCAUGGUUGUGGACGAAUAUUUCAGAGAUGAAACUGAAACUAGCAAUGAGACUAAUGAUGGCGAGAAACUUGAACAACGAAACGGAAACAAGAGCAUGGAUGAAAGCGAUAUACUGUGGGAAAGUAUUCCAAUUGUCGAUGAUGAUACGCCUGCAAAGAAAGAGUCUGUUUCUCUGACCCGAUCUAGUCAAACAAAGAGAAAGCAGCAUGCUUAA
Batrachochytrium dendrobatidis JAM81 is the source of this 1467-nucleotide messenger RNA. Its product is annotated as ribosome biosynthesis protein NSA1. The record is from RefSeq and is a predicted model, not a curated record. NCBI's taxonomy places the organism in Eukaryota, Fungi, Chytridiomycota, Chytridiomycetes, Rhizophydiales. Gene Ontology annotation, molecular function: protein binding. Gene Ontology annotation, cellular component: preribosome, large subunit precursor; nucleolus. The transcript has 6 exons. Bases 1 to 1467 code for a protein of 488 amino acids. Gene Ontology annotation, biological process: ribosomal large subunit biogenesis.